UAUUCUGUGUGAAUCCGGAUAUCUCUCCUUGCUGAUUGCGAAGGGAAACAGUGUAGUCAUCAGCUGUAACCUGCACCACUGCCUCUGACCCCCUCUCCCCAGACUUGCUGGAGUACAGGCCUCUCUGGCAACAUGUCAUUGAAACAGGAAAGACAAGUUGAUUCUUCUACAUUGAAGAAACUUGCCACAGACAUGAGUAAUCUUAUAGAAAACCUUGACUCCAGGGAACUCCACUUUGAAGGGGAGGAAGUGGAUUCUGACAAUGCAAAUGACCCUAAAGCGAGUGGGGCCUACAUUCCAUUCUCUGCCAUCUACAAAACAAAAGGCUUCAAAGAGCCUGAUCUCCAGGCAUACUUGGUGGGAUUCCCCAUUAAAGUCAGAGUUUUAGAAAUGGAACGUUUUGCUUCAUCUUCCUCGUCCAAGGCUCCUGUUAUAAAUAUUUACACAAUAGAGUUAACUCAUGGGGAGUUUACAUGGCAAGUCAAGAGAAAAUUCAAGCACUUUCAAGAUCUUCACAGAGAACUUCUUCGGUACAAAGCUUUCAUCCGAAUUCCAAUACCAAUCAGGAGCCACACAGUAAGAAGGCAGACAGUGAAGAGAGGAGAUGUCAGGGCAAUGCCGAAUCUACCUCGUAGCACCGAGAUUAUCAGAGAAGAACAGUCCUCAAGCAGAAGGAAACAACUUGAAGAUUAUUUAAACGCUUUAUUAAAAAUGCCCAUGUACAGGAACUACCACGCAACAAGAGAAUUCAUUGAGGUCAAUCAGCUAUCUUUUAUCCACGACCUUGGACCCAAGGGCAUUGAAGGUAUGAUCAUGAAAAGAUCCGGUGGCCACAGGAUCCCUGGAUUAAACUGCUGUGGUCAAGGAAGCGUCUGCUACCGAUGGUCAAAAAGGUGGUUGGUUGUGAAAGACUCUUUCCUCCUCUACAUGAAGACCGACACUGGCGCCAUAUCGUUUGUCUUAUUAGUGGACAAGACAUUUAGCAUUAAGAUUGGAAAGAAAGAGACCGAGACUCAAUAUGGUUUACGCGUCGACAAUCUUUCCAGAAGUUUGAUAUUAAAAUGUAACAGCUACCGACAUGCACGAUGGUGGGGUCAGGCCAUUGAAGAGUUUGUUGGGAAACAUGGGAAAAACUUUCUUAAAGAGCACAGAUUUGGCUCUUACGCAGCUAUUGAAAAUCACACUCUUUCCAAAUGGUAUGUCAAUGCUAAAGGGUAUUUUCACGAUGUGGCAGAUGCUAUGGAAGCAGCAAAAGAGGAAAUUUUCAUCACGGAUUGGUGGCUGAGUCCAGAAAUCUUUCUAAAGAGACCUGUUGUAGAAGGAAACAGAUGGAGAUUAGAUUGCAUCUUAAAAAGAAAAGCGCAAGAAGGAGUCAAAAUAUUUAUCAUGCUUUACAAAGAAGUGGAAUUGGCUUUGGGAAUCAACAGUGAAUACAGCAAAAGGACACUGAUGCGUUUGCACCCAAACAUUAAGGUCAUGAGGCACCCAGAUCAUAUGUCCUCAUCUGUAUAUCUUUGGGCUCAUCAUGAGAAAAUUGUUGUGAUUGACCAGUCAGUGGCCUUUGUUGGAGGAAUUGACCUGGCUUACGGACGUUGGGAUGACGAUGAACACAGACUGACUGACAUUGGUAGUGUCAAGAGAGUCAUAGCAACACAAUCAACUACUGCCAUAAACACGAUGCUGUCAAGUUCAUCACAAACUCUGAAUGGAGAAGAUAAAAGUCAUAAGAAAACUAGCACAGAAGUCCAAUCCAAGCAAGGAGAAGAAGUUGUAGAUGCUUCAAGAAUUCGAGGAUUUGGCAAAUCCAAAAAGUUUGCCAAGUUCAGCCUUUACAAGCAACUACACAAACACAACCUCCAACAUGCAGACAGUGUGAGCAGCCUAGACAGCCAGUCACAUGGCGGCUCUAUGCGAAGUUUACAGACUGGUGUAGGAGAACUGCUGGGUGAAACACGCUUUUGGCAUGGGAAGGACUAUUGCAACUUUGUCUUCAAGGACUGGGUCCAGUUGGACAAACCUUUUGAUGAUUUCAUUGAUAGAUACCAAACACCCAGGAUGCCGUGGCAUGAUAUCUCUUCCGUUGUUCAUGGAAAAGCUGCACGUGACGUGGCCCGACAUUUCAUCCAGCGCUGGAACUUCACUAAGAUCAUGAAGCCCAAGUAUCGAUCCCUGUCGUACCCAUUCUUGUUGCCAAAAUCCCACAAAACUGCCAAGGAAUUGACACAUCAGGUUCCGGGCUCCAUGCAUGCUAAUGUUCAGGUUCUUCGCUCUGCUGCUGAUUGGUCAGCUGGUAUUAAAUACCAUGAAGAGUCUAUACACGCUGCAUAUGUGCAUGUGAUUGAACACAGCAAACACUACAUUUACAUUGAGAACCAGUUUUUUAUUAGUUGUGCCGACAAUAAGACCGUUUUUAACAAGAUUGGGGAUACCAUUGCUCAGAGGAUACUUAAAGCUCACAGGGAGAGCAAGAGGUAUCGUGUGUAUGUGAUCACACCUCUGCUGCCGGGAUUUGAAGGCGACAUCUCUCGAGGAGGAGGCAAUGCUUUGCAGGCAGUUAUGCAUUUCAACUACAGGACCAUUUGCAGAGGAGACAAUUCCAUCAUCGGGCAGUUGAAAGCAGAAAUUGGCGAUCAGUGGAUAAACUACAUCUCGUUCUGUGGACUUCGCACGCAUGCAGAACUGGAAGGAAACCUUGUUACAGAGCUGAUUUAUGUUCACAGCAAGUUACUUAUUGCUGACGAUAACACGGUCAUCAUUGGUUCUGCUAAUAUUAACGACCGCAGUAUGAUGGGAAAGCGUGACAGCGAGUUGGCAAUUAUUGUACAAGACAGUGAAACCGUUGCCUCGGUCAUGGAUGGUGAAAUUUACCAAGCUGGGAAAUUUGCCCUGUCACUUCGGAUGCAUUGUUUCAAGCUGAUUCUCGGCUGUCUAAAUGACCCCUCUGUUAAUAUCCAGGAUCCUGUAAGCGACAAAUUUUUCAAAGAGGUGUGGGUUGCAACUUCAGCUCGCAAUACAACUAUUUUUGAAAAGGUUUUCAGAUGUCUUCCUAAUGAUGAAAUACACCUCUUUGCUCAUCUAAAUGACUAUGUCACCAAGCAAGGGCUUACAACAGUGGAUCGUGUGAAAGCACAAGAAGAAUUACAGAGGAUCCGAGGAUUUGUGGUACAAUUACCUUUCUUCUUCCUUGCUGGGGAAAACCUCCUGCCAUCGGUUGGAACAAAGGAGUCUAUAGUUCCUAUGGAAACAUGGACAUGAGCAUGCCUUAUAGUCACUUUUUAAUUUGAAAGAAAGGAAAGAGAUUUCAGGAAAUGUCAAGAAGCAAGAUAUUGCAUUAAGACUUCAAGAGGGCAUGGAAAACUGUGAAAAAAAAUGUAAAAGAAUGUCCCUUAGACUUAAAACAUUGUGUUCAAAUUGUGUCAGAGCAGUUUAUUUUUUAGGGUUUUAUUAAUUGUUUUUAAUUAUUUAUAUAUGAUAUUGUUCACUAAUUUUUAUUGCUAUUUUUAGGACCAUCACGUAUUUUUAUUUAACCAGCGCAAGCGACACGGUACCAGAAUCUCGUAAAUACACAAUGUCUGAAGUGUUAGAUUAUAUUUUAAUAUAUUUAGUCAUUCCAUAUGUGCCAGCAUGUUCUAUAGCCAUAGGAGAGUCCUUAUAAUAUGUUAGUACAAGUGAGAGAGAAUGAAUUUAAACUAGUGUCGAAGGCUGUAUAAUAUAAUGUCUUGUUGUAACCCAGGGUAUAAAGAUUCCAGUACAGUAACUCGAUACAAUAAAUAACUCCGUAUGGUAACUCAAUUAGGAACCCUGAGAUUCCUUAAACCCUACUAAGCUGCUGUGCAAUUUGUUUCUGUUAAGUUCCAAAU
Pelobates fuscus (common spadefoot toad) is the source of this 3860-nucleotide messenger RNA. It is a transcript of the gene PLD1, whose product is annotated as phospholipase D1. NCBI's taxonomy places the organism in Eukaryota, Metazoa, Chordata, Amphibia, Anura, Pelobatidae. Gene Ontology annotation, cellular component: plasma membrane region; intracellular membrane-bounded organelle. The coding region runs from base 133 to 3255 and encodes 1040 amino acids. The record is from RefSeq and is a predicted model, not a curated record. The transcript has 26 exons. Gene Ontology annotation, molecular function: D-type glycerophospholipase activity; phosphatidylinositol binding. Gene Ontology annotation, biological process: phospholipid catabolic process; intracellular signal transduction; regulation of vesicle-mediated transport.